GUCAAACGUGACAACAUCACUGUAAUAGCAUAAUAAUUAAAUCGUCCUCAAAUUAUUUUUCCUUAUGUUUUACUUUGGUCAAUUGGUGUUAAUUAUAUAGUAUUGGAAAGCUUAAACAUCAAUCAUUGAAGAAUUAUAAUACAUUAUGCAGCACCAGUAUUGGGUCACGAAAAAAAGUGUUCAAAGGAAAUUGGGUAGAAAAGAAGAUGAAUGUGUUAUCUCUUCUGAUGCGGAGUUGGACGCUAAAUUAGAAUUAUUCAAAUCAAUAAAUGAUAGUUGUCUUCAGUUACAACGUUUUAUAGACAUGUAUAAAGAAAGGUUGUGUUAUUUAGCUCAAGAAGAACAUACACUUGGAAGAUAUUUGAAAGAAUGUGGUAAAAAUGAAAAAAAUGAUAGUGCAAGCAAAAUAAUGGUUACUGCAGGAAAAUCACUAGCAUAUAUUGGUCACCAAAGACUGACUAUACGACCUCCUUUGCUAAGAUUACAUCAUGAAGUAGAUACAUUUACAGGGAGAGCAGUUGUAGAUACUAAGAUAACGGUAGAUGAAAUGGAAAAAUGUCGUACUGAAUAUAGAGCUGCCUUAAGUUGGAUGAAAUCUGUUUCUCAGCAACUUGACCCUGAUACUGGUCAUGGUGUUGACAAAUUUCGUAAAGCUCAGGGUUAUGUGAGAUUAACAAAAAAUAAAUUUGAUAAAUACACAUUGGCAUGUCUUCAAAAAGUUGACUUAUUAGCUGCUGCUCGAUGUAAUAUGUUUUCUCAUGCAUUAAUUCCCUACAUAAAUGCCUUAUCCACCUUUGCAACUAAGGCAACUGAAGUUCUAAGCACAGCUGGUGAACACUUGGAUAAGGUAGAGCCUUAUGAUUUUCAUAUAACUGCCGAAUUAGCCAUUCCAAAUGAAGAUAAAGAUAAGGAAACAUUCUUUAAUGCAGAAUAUUCUGAUAAAAAUGAGGAUCCUAAGAAAGGUGGAAAAGAAAGCAGUGAAGGAAGUAAAACUCAAGAUGAGGUGAAUGAUGUGAUGAAUCUUCUUGGUGAUGACUUUUCAUCACAAGAAACAUCAACCCAUAACAUCAGUGAGAAUUUGACUACAAUUAAUUCAAAUCCAUCACUUCUGGAUUUAACUGAAGAUGAGAACAAUUCUGAUCUUCUUUCAAAGGACUUCUUCAUGCCUUCAAAUUUGAUGCAAGGCGGCUUCAAUUUUACCAAUGAUGAUCUCGAAAAAUUGGAGAAAACAGGUACAGAUAAAGAUCUCCAGAAAAAAAGUGACACAGCAAAACAAGAUGCACAGAUGUCAUGGCUUAGUUUAUUUGAAGAGUUAGAUCCUUUGUCUAACAAAAACUUAUCGAAUAGAAAUGGAGACCAACUGUAAUAUCACUUCUCUAUUUUAUUCUGGGAUGACAGAACAUUGCGUUUUUUUACUAUUGAACUGAAAAAUAGCUAGAGUAUAUUAUAUAAUUUAGUUACAAAAUUGAAGAUUUGUUGGAGGUAAUUGUGAUUCAGAAAUGAAGUGGCAAUUUUGUCAACAGAACUGAGAUGAAAAAUAUUAUACACUUUCUUGUGUAAUUUCUAUAUAAUUGUAUUUUAUCUCCAUAUGUAUAGAAAGGCGUAUAAAUAUGAAACUAUGUAUCUAGCUCAAAUGUUGAUUUGAUAAUGGAAAAAUACAUAUUGUAUCAAACAAUGGGGUCUUCACAGUUUUUUGAAAGAGAUACCACAUCAUCUCUUAUAAUACUUUUUCGUGGGUACUAAAUGUUGAGUAUUAUGUCUUUUUUCCAGAAGCAGUAUUUUAUAUGAAGAACAACUUAUCAUUAACUUUUAUUAUCUCAGAUUCAAUACAAAUUUCUAAGAUUUUUCAAGAAAUACAAGGAUAUUGUAAAUACACAUUAAAAUAUUCCAAAGAAGUAAUACCAUUUGCACAUCCAGGGAUUAGUGAUAGUGUUAAGUUAUAAAUUAAAAAUUAGCUAAAUGAAUGAACAGAAAAAUAAUAUAAUGCCCCAUUAUUAUUAUGAAGUAUUUAAUCUUUUUUGGUGUCUGUAUUAUAUUAUUUCUCUUUCAAUAUUCAUUCUAAUUAGACCAACCAAAAUAAUAUAUUUUUUUGCAUUAUCAGCAAAGUAUUUACAACUCUCAUUACAUAUGUACAGGAAUUCCCUUGAUAACUGAAAAUCACUUGCCUAAGUUUUUUUUUUAUAUCUACUAUUAUCUGAUACCUCUACAUCAACUAUAAUUUUAUAAUAAAUUUGGCACUUAAUAUUUACGUCUCUAUUUUAAAGAUUGGACAAAUUCAGUAUAUUUUUAUAUAGCAACCAAACAUUUAUUAUUUAAUUUUCAAACCAACUAAAUUCAUGUCACUUGAAUUGAAAAUUAAUGUAAUAUAUAACCAAGUCACUAUAGUAUUCAGGAUUAAUCAUUAUGAGUGAUUUAUAAUAUGUUUUAUGAGAUAUUAUAUUUUUACCUCUUGUCCCAUAAAAAUUGCAUUAAUUCAUAAUCUUAUUGAACCUUCAAGGUCACUGUACAUACAUUUCAUAAAAAGGAUUAUGGUGAAUCAUUGAAUUCAAUGAUACACAAUAUAUAAAUUCUGCAAUUUGCUAAUUAAGAAUAUCAGAUUCGAAUAAGUGUUUAUAUCAUAAAGUACUAUAUUAAUCUCAAAGACUUUGAAAUUUGCCUCAGUACAUUUUUAACAUCAAAUUUCUAGUCUUUCAUUUUGAAGUUAUUUCAUUUUUCAUAGUUUAUAAAGUAUAUUGUGGUUUCAUUCGUAUGAAAUAUAAAUUUCAUAUUAAA
Molecule: messenger RNA, 2772 nt
Organism: Harmonia axyridis
Lineage: Eukaryota; Metazoa; Arthropoda; Insecta; Coleoptera; Coccinellidae
Gene: ICA69
Product: islet cell autoantigen 1
Exons: 2
Coding region: 146-1366 (406 amino acids)
Biological process (GO): regulation of transport
Cellular component (GO): Golgi apparatus
Molecular function (GO): protein domain specific binding
Source: RefSeq, a predicted model, not a curated record